AUGGCAGGCUUCUCACUCACCAAAACGCUGCUGUCCUCUGACGCCGAUGGCUUCCGAAAAGCCACACAAUCAACCUUUCUACUGCGCGCAGCUCAGGGCAGAGUUCCCAAGGAAUAUCUCGGGCAAUGGCUCGCCAACGACCGUCUUUAUAUCCUGGGAUACAUCCAAGGCAUCGGCAAGAUGCUAAGCUUCCUAUCUCUCCCAGAAACCGUCCCGCCAGCGCCACAGGACAGAGAAACAGCCACGACCCGUCUCCUCGACUGGCUGAUUGACGCCAUGGUCAACAUCCGCCGCGAAGAGAAAUUCUUUGUAGAUACAGCCCAUAAAUUCGGCAUCCCUAUCAAUCUGCCCUCUGACGCCAAUGGCCACGUUCCUGACAGUGAAAAGCUCGAUGGCCUACGUCGCUUCGAAGCUCUGUUUGCCGGCCUUGGACCCAGCACAAGCACCAACCUGCCAUGGCUGGAAUGCGCUGUGGUUUUCUACGGGACAGAAAAGUGCUACUUGGAGGCGUGGACAUGGGCCAGGAACCAGCUGGAGCAAGGGGAGGGCGACAGUGCUGGAGACAACGGAGAUGCCGAUGGCGGGGCGCUUCGAACCGAGUUUAUUCCAAACUGGACAGGCACCGAGUUUGUUGCGUUUGUGGACCAGCUGGGCAAGAUUAUUGAUGAUGCCAUUGCAGAAUACGUUGCUGAGAAUGGAGGCGACGUCAAACAGGAGAUUACUGAGAGAUCGUUGGUCAAGUGGCGGGAAUUGCUGGCGGCUGAGCAGGCAUUCUGGCCGGCCAUGGAAUAG
Pochonia chlamydosporia 170 is the source of this 792-nucleotide messenger RNA. RefSeq lists its product as hypothetical. The record is from RefSeq and is a predicted model, not a curated record. The coding region runs from base 1 to 792 and encodes 263 amino acids. NCBI's taxonomy places the organism in Eukaryota, Fungi, Ascomycota, Sordariomycetes, Hypocreales, Clavicipitaceae. The transcript has a single exon.